Molecule: messenger RNA, 930 nt
Organism: Fusarium musae
Lineage: Eukaryota; Fungi; Ascomycota; Sordariomycetes; Hypocreales; Nectriaceae
Exons: 2
Coding region: 1-930 (309 amino acids)
Source: RefSeq, a predicted model, not a curated record
AUGGCCGACAAACACGAAGAAACUAUAACUGUCAGCAUCGGUGGAGGCGAAUCAAAUGGAGCACAAAAGAACGAACUGCCAUCGUCUCCCCUCUCCUCAGCGCCCGACCACGAGGAUCAUGAUACCCCAACCAUAGCAGACCAGCCGCUGGAUUCGUCUUCGUCUUCGCCUUCGACUUCGCCCAAUAGUCGAGAAGAUACCCCGCCGACGACCUCUAAGAAGAUGGCCAAAGGCAAGCGGAGGGUCCUCGUGAAAAAAGUACCUAAAAAGUCGAAAUGGAACGUGGAUAACAUUCUGACGGAUCCUAAAUCACCCCUAGCUUCAGCUGAUCUCAGAAGCAUACUGUCAAAUCCGAUGGCCUGGGAUAUUCUUGACAAAGAAGAGAAGGCAGAAAUCCUGGCACUGUUCCCUGAUUCCCAGCAUAUUCUAAAUCCUGGCAUGGAGGAUGCCUGUCCAGAUUUUGCAUCACUCAUGAACGACGACAGUUUCCGCUACGAUUGUGCUGCUUACACAGAAAACAUCGCCCAAGGGCGGCAUGAUCCCGAAUGGCUAGCACAUGCUUGGGCAGCUCAUGAGAGACGCAAGAUGGGCGAUUUCGACGAAUUUCUGGACAACAAGUUCAGAGAUGAAUGGGAUGUCGAGCUACCACCAGACCUCAAGACAAAGAGAGGAUCUGCCGUGUCAAAGGAGGCAGGCAAUGUCACAAUGGAGGGCACUGAGACAGUGAAGAAUGAAAGCGACAAGAAGGAGGACAUCAAUAUGAAGAACAGCACUUCGGAGAAGAAAGACGACCCCGACAUUGAUUCUGAGGUUGACGAACUUCAAAGAUGUGACCCGGCGCAUGAGGGACCUAUAUCCGUGGCCAUUGCACAGCGAAAAAGCUCCAUGAUGGAGAUUGAUGGUGACGAUACAAGGGAUGAGCUUGCUUGA